UCAAAACAAUACCGAACAAAAAAUAACUAAUGAACAACCUUAUUGUGUUUUUUUCCCAAAUAAUUCUGUUGGAUUUAAGUUCCCUAAUUGUUGUGUUUUGCUUCACUGCGCUACUUUGUCGCACACAAAUGACGUCAUUGAUCACGUUCGCUCAGCUGUUCCCAUCGCAUCGCAGAGGCAGGAAACGAGUUCAUUUAAAAAUAUAUUUCAAGACUAUUUCCGAGUUAAUUCCGUCAACAUGGCCAUGCAGCUUUACCUUUAAGCUGCUUCAAGCCAGUGGCAAGAUGAGACCCCUCAAGGACGCCCAGCUGGGGGCCUUCACCUUCUUUGCCUCAGCUCUCCCUCAUGAUGUCUGUGGGAGCAAUGGCCUCCCUCUCACACCCAACUCUAUCAAAAUCCUUGGACGUUUCCAGAUCCUCAAAACCGUCACUCACCCCAGACUCUGCCAAUAUGUGGACAUCUCCAGAGGGAAACACGAACGGCUGAUUGUUGUUGCUGAACACUUUGAAAGCAGUUUAAGUGACUUCCAAAAACAGGGGAAAACAGCCAGCCCAGAGAAGGUGCUGCAGAUAGCCUAUGAGGUCCUUGAAGGUCUGGAGUUUAUGAACAAACACGGUAUGGUGCACAGAGCCCUCAGCGCGCACAAUGUGCUCAUGGACUGCAAGGGGAAUGUCAAGCUGGCAAAGUUUGGUCUUUAUCACAUGACUGAUCAUGGGGCAGAUGUAGAUUUCCCCAUUGGGUACCCAUCAUACCUUUCUCCAGAGGUGAUCGCUCAGGGCUCCUUCCACCCCAGUGACUCUUCCCAUGACGAAGCUCCUCUGCCUUCAGGACCCAAAACUGAUGUCUGGUCGCUUGGGGUUUUGUUGUUUGAACUAUGUGCAGGUAGACGACUGCUGCAGAAUAUUGAUAUUAGUGAGAGAUUGAAAUUCAUUCUAACCUUGGGUUGCAUGGAUGACAUUGUCACUGUCCUUGCUGAGGAACAUGGUUGUCUGGAUGCUAUCAAGGCGCUGCCCCAAAAUGUCCUCGAGUUGUUAAGGAAAUGCUUGGCAUUUCUUCCAUCUAAAAGGCCGACCCCUGCAGACCUGCUGGGAGACCCUGUGUUUAGUGGCGUUUCGAGCCUCUACACGCCCUUCAAGAAGCCUGUUAGUCUGUUCUCUUCAUCUCUGCGCUGUGCACAUCUGGAACUCCCAGAGGACAUCAGUGAACUUUGCAAAGAUGAUGAUGACGACUACCUGUCGGAGCGGGCCAUAGAUGAGGUGUACCAUCUGUGGUGUCUUGCGGGGGGAGACCUGGAGAAGGAGCUGACCAACAAGGAAAUCAUACAGUCCAAACCUCCAAUCUGCACACUGCCCAAUUUUGUCCUGGAAGACGGGGAAUCAUUUGGCCAGGGAAGAGACCGCAGUUUCUUGCUUGACGACACAACAGUCACCCUGUCUCUGUGCCAACUUAGAAACAGACUGAAGGAUGUAUCAGGAGAAGCCUAUUACCCUCUACUGGAAGACGAACAGUCAAGUCUGCCCCAGUCCAACAGCAGCAAUGAGCUGUCGGCCACCGUCACGCUCCCACUCAUCAUCCGCGAGAGAGACACCGAGUACCAGCUCAUCCGCAUCAUCCUUUUUGACAGGCUGCUCAAGGCCUAUCCUUACAAGAAGAACUUUGUGUGGAAAGAGGCCAGAGUGGAUAUUCCCCCUCUUGUUCGAGGCCUGGCGUGGGCAGCACUGCUUGGCAUUGAGGGAGACAUUCAGGCCAAAUACGAGAGCAUCGACAAGGAUACUCCAAUACCAACUGACAGACAGAUUGAGGUGGACAUCCCACGCUGUCACCAGUAUGAUGAGCUGCUGUCGUCUCCUCAGGGCCACAUCAAGUUCAGGCGUGUGUUGAAAGCCUGGGUGGUCUCCCACCCUGACCUGGUCUAUUGGCAGGGUUUGGAUUCACUUUGUGCCCCAUUCCUCUACUUAAACUUUAAUAAUGAAGCCCUGGCAUAUGCCUGCAUGUCUGCCUUCAUCCCCAAGUACUUGUACAACUUUUUCCUGAAGGACAACUCUCAUGUCAUUCAAGAGUACUUGACCGUCUUUUCCCAAAUGAUUGCCUUCCAUGACCCAGAGCUAAGCAACCAUCUAAAUGAGAUUGGCUUCAUCCCAGACCUUUAUGCUAUUCCAUGGUUCCUGACGAUGUUUACACAUGUGUUUCCACUGCACAAGAUCUUCCACCUGUGGGACACCCUGCUGCUGGGUAACUCCUCUUUCCCCUUCUGUAUCGGCGUGGCUAUAUUGCAGCAGCUCAGGGACCGGCUUUUGGCCAAUGGCUUCAAUGAAUGCAUCCUUCUCUUCUCUGACCUGCCAGAAAUUGACAUUGAGCGCUGUGUUCGUGAAUCCAUCAACCUCUUCUGCUGGUCUCCAAAGAGUGCUACAUAUCGACAACAUGCUCAGCCACCGAAGGCCGCUGGUGACAAUGGCUUUGGGAAAGCAGCAACAUACUACUCGUCUGACUACCAGGACAUGCCGAAGACAGACCUGUCUCGGGAGCCUCUUGGGCUGUGUGAGCUGAAAGCUGAAGUAUCUCCAAGGAUCUCGGCCGAGGACUUAAUCGACCUCUGUGAGCUGUCGUUGGCCGGGCCCACCAAAAGGACCAAAGCCGGCAAGCCCAAAAUCAUCGCUGUUGACGUACGUAGUGUCGAGGACUUCAGCAGAGGCCAUAUAUCUGGCAGCAUCAGCAUUCCCUUCAGCACAGCGUUCAGCCCUGACGGUGAGCUGGUGCAGUGUCCUGCAACAGGAAUCCUCCAGAACUACAGAGGACGUGUCAUCGUGAUCAUUAGCCACGCCAUGAAAAGUGCUGCUUUGUUUGCAGCACACCUGGUCAGGGUGAAUUUUCAACGGGUUUGUAUCCUGGAUGGAGGAAUCAACAAGUUGAAGCCCACUGGACUCCUGACUGUCCCCUCCCCUCAGAUCUGACCCCGUAUCUCGGCUUCACACUAACUAAAUGGACCAGUGUAUAAUGGAUUUUGAGCUCAAAUUGAAGCAAAGAAACAAAUUUAAAAUUUAUUUAGUUUCACAUUCAAAUCAAACUGUGGUGCAAAAUGAAAAACUUCAUUGUAAUCCACUUUGUCUGAAACAACUGCUAUGUGUUGUAGUUGCUUUGCACUGAUAAAAUUGAUCUGUCUGUGACAAAUAUUAAUAUCUUGAUGUAUGUCAACCUGUCUGUUCUGGUCCAGUUGAUCUAAGGAACUGUGUUGUAUACGCGGUGGUCACUUUAUGAGGUGCACUAGUUCAAUCCGUGGCAAUCCACUCCAAUAGUUCUGCCAUAAAUUCUACUUUUAUGUCUAUGAUGUUCACUGAAAGAAAGUUGUUAUGUUUUAGCAUUGACUAAGCCAUAGUUGGUGGUGUUGUACCUGAUGUUACCUGUAUUUCAACAAAACUGAACAUUAUAAGCUUUGCAGAGGUAAAAUAUAUGGCAGAGCUGUUUUAUUAAAUUGCAUUAGAUUGUACAUGUUUACUAAAUGAAGUGGCCACUGAGUGUAUGUUUGUGUUAGAAACAAUAAAAAUAAGUCAGUGAUUUGUGCAUUUGGUGAUUUAAUAACUUUGCCUUUACCUUGUUUAAAUGCCACUGAAUUGUCUAUACUAGGUAUUGUACUGUAUGUAUUUGUUAUGCCAUAGAAAUUGGGUUUUUUUUAUGUUUCAGUUUUAAUAAAACUAUCUGAAGAAUAAUCUGGAUAAACAGUGUAGGUGAAUGUUUAGUUUGUUGUUUUAUAGUGUCCUUAAUUGACUUUGAUGGCUUCACAUUUAACGGGCGGCUGUGGCGUAGUGGAGAGCAAGGUAGUUCUCCAUUCAGAGGAUCGGUGGUUCAAUACCCGGCUUCGGCAGUCGAUGUGUCCUUGGGCAAGACAGAGUUAACCCCAAGUUGCUCCCGAAGGCUUGCCAUCGGUGUGGACUGGAUGUUGUAUGAAUGUUAGUUAGAGUCUGAUGGUGGCACCUUGCAUGGUAGCCUGUCAUCAGUGUGUGAAUGGGUGAAUGAUAUGCAAUAUACUACUGAUUGUAAGUCGCUUUGGAUAAAAGCGUCUGCUAAAUGACUGUAAUGUAAUGUAACUGUUAACAAACUGGUUUGUCUUGCAUGAUGUCUUAAAACAUCCUUAUUUGGUAAUCUUCCUGUGGUUUCAUGCAGAAAGUGUUCAUACAUGUCCAACAUUCCAUCACCAG
Anoplopoma fimbria (sablefish) is the source of this 4193-nucleotide messenger RNA. It is a transcript of the gene tbck, whose product is annotated as TBC1 domain containing kinase. Gene Ontology annotation, biological process: protein phosphorylation. The transcript has 26 exons. The coding region runs from base 30 to 2951 and encodes 973 amino acids. The record is from RefSeq and is a predicted model, not a curated record. Lineage: Eukaryota; Metazoa; Chordata; Actinopteri; Perciformes; Anoplopomatidae. Gene Ontology annotation, molecular function: protein kinase activity; ATP binding.